AACUUAUAUAACAGCAUAACGUAGUAAAAAUAUUUCGAACUUUUGAGGAGCAGCUUCCAAAUAUACGGGUACAAAAAAAGCUGGCACAAAUCGGGAAAGUAAUAAUAAAAUUGACUUAUUGACAACCAUCAAAUACAAAAAUGGUUAUUUAAAAGAACAUGUUUUUAAAUAGUCCGAAUAAACUGAAAAAUAAUCCAUAACAUCCAACCAUUUGAACAAAAAUAACAAUGGGCGGCGAAGAAAAAAAACCAGCGAGGAAGCCCAUGCCGGGCUGGCUGAAUUUUGUUUUCGGAGGUCUUAGUGGCAUGAUGGGUAUAUGCGUGGUCCAACCGGCAGAUUUGGUUAAGACCAGGAUGCAGCUCGCCGGUCCCAGGGGAAACCCGAGCGUAUUGGCGACGGUCAGUAAUAUCCUCAAGAAGGAAGGUAUCACGGGUUUCUACACCGGUCUCUCAGCGGCUCUCUUCAGACAGGCCACCUACACUACCGGAAGACUGGGAUGCUAUAAUGGGAUUUCAAAUUAUUACACAACCGCUUAUGGGGUACCGAGUUUUCCGGUGAAACUCGUAAUUGGCAUGAUCGCGGGCGGCAUCGGCGCCUUCAUCGGGACCCCGGCAGAGGUCGCGCUGAUCCGCAUGACUGCUGACGGCCGUCUCCCGCCGGAACAGCGACGGAACUACAAGAACGUGUUCAACGCUCUUGCUAGAAUCUCAAGAGAGGAAGGUCCUGCUAUGAUGUUCCGGGGCGCUACAGCUACCGUCACGAGGGCCAUGGUGGUGAACGCGGCGCAACUCAGCACCUACGCGCAGGCCAGGGAGAUGUUGUUACCUCAACUGGGGGAUGGCAUCGUUCUUCACUUUAUGGCGUCCCUGAUAUCUGGUUUGGUCACGACUUUCGCAUCCUUGCCCGUGGACAUUGUUAAGACAAGAGUACAAAACUCAGCAAAAGGAACCAGUCAAGUAAGUGUCUUAAUGAGCGUUAUAAAAAACGAAGGAGUAUUUGCACUGUGGAAGGGCUUCAUACCAACGUAUGCGAAAAUCGGACCACUGACAAUCCUCAUUUUUAUAUUCUUGGAACAAUUGAACAGUCUUUACUACAAGUACCAGGAACAAUAAACUCCCAACUAAAAAUAAUAUUCCUAAAAAAUCCAACUAAAAUGAGGAAUGCAUAGUUCUUUACUCAUAAGCCAGGAGAUUUCUACCUCGAACCAGAACCAUAACUCCGUGUCCGGGCAGCUGAUGAUGUUUGUUUAAUAGAUCUCAUUCUUUGCGAGUCAUGUGCUAGACGGUCAAUGCAAAAAAAAAAUGCAGGUUUCAAAGACCCAAAAGAACUAUUAUGGCAACUGAUGUAUAAUCUGUAAUUACUUUAUUUGCUGCGACCCUGAUUUGUCUGUUAUUGUGAGUUAUAAGGAAAGUAUAACAACAAACAUAAUUUUUUUUAUAACGGGGGAAUGAUCGAGGUAUUAAAACAUGAAUUCUUUGAUCUAAAUUCCACCGUAAAGUAUUUUGGAUAUACUUGAAAAUAAGCAUAAUAAUGGACGCAAAACUAAGAAAGUAGACAAAAGUCCUAGCAAUAUUGUCAACUGUAUUAUUAAAAAUGAAAUGUUUCGUAUAGCUGUUAUACCUUCGUGUAUUAAAUUUAAUGGUAGUCAUUUUGUAACCUUACACUUAACAUGUUACUCGUUUAUUAAUUACAUGAGCCAUUCAGUUUAAUGGAGCGUUUAGUCGUUAUGGAUGUUAUUUUUAGGACACCUUUUUAAUUACUUUGGGUAUUUGGAGUGUACAUUCAAUGCUUCGGAGGCUGUGUAUAAUGAUUAUCACGUUAUCAUACAAAACGACCAAGUUUAGAGAUAUAAAGGUUUUGUCAUUGCCGUCUGUUAAUCCCGCUGUUAUUGAUGGAAUAUAAAAGACACAAAGAACACGUAUAGUGAAGAAUGUGGUAAAACAAUUAAUAGUAAUUUAUAUAAAACACGUUAUUUCCGAGUCGCAUGAAAUAGUUUUAACCGCCAACGAUAGACGGAAUCUUUAAAUGUCUUCAAACAUGGCGGUACUGCUAAGUAUUAGCUACAUGGAAGUGACGUUUUUGACAUUUGCAUGACACAUUCAUCCAUUUAAAAUGUUUUACACAAAGCAUGCCUUUGAACUCGCAUUCAAUAAAGCACUGCCUAAUUAAAA
Molecule: messenger RNA, 2171 nt
Organism: Danaus plexippus (monarch butterfly)
Lineage: Eukaryota; Metazoa; Arthropoda; Insecta; Lepidoptera; Nymphalidae
Product: mitochondrial 2-oxoglutarate/malate carrier protein-like
Exons: 6
Coding region: 228-1112 (294 amino acids)
Biological process (GO): succinate transmembrane transport; thiosulfate transport; malate transmembrane transport
Molecular function (GO): thiosulfate transmembrane transporter activity; succinate transmembrane transporter activity; malate transmembrane transporter activity
Source: RefSeq, a predicted model, not a curated record